AUGGUUGACAGAAGCUUUGGAGAAAAAGUCCCCAAAUUUUCAGACAUUCACAGAACAGAAUCAGACACUCAGACCGACACUAAUAUAUUAGACUGGAUUCGAAAUAAUGAAAUUGGCAGUGAUGCUGUUAUUGAGACUCCAUUUGGAUUGAGGAAAGUUUGCUACUGUGACUAUACAGGUUCUGGAAGAUCGAUCUUGGAUAUUGAGAACUAUAUUAAAGCGGAAGUUUUGCCGCUGUAUGGUAAUACGCACUCUUCCAUUACAGUUACUUCGGAACAAACUACAUUAUUUUUAAGCGAAGCUCGUGAUGUUAUACGAAACUAUGUUGGUGCUGGUGACCAAGACGCUGUUUUGUUUGUUGGAAGUGGUGCGACUGCUGCAGUUGAGCUUCUUGUACAUUUACUUGAUCUUUCUGCAGUUGUCGUUGUACAUGGCAUUCAGGAGCACCAUUCUAAUUUACUUCCCUGGACGGAAAUUUCUCAAGAAUCUUUUGCUGUUAGGGAAACAGAGGCUGGUGAUAUUGACGUGGUAGAAUUGUGCAGUGUUUUAACCCUAAUCAGAGAAAAGUACGGUCAAAAUAUGACUAUAUUAGGAUGCUUUACUGCUGCAUCUAAUAUAACUGGAAUCAUCAUGAAUGUCGAAGAGGUUAAUGCUAUUCUUAUUAAAUGGGGAUGUAUAACAAUCUGGGAUUAUGCCUCGGCUGCACCUUAUGUUGAUAUAAACGUCAACAGCAAAACUCCAAAGGGCGCGGUCUUUUUUUCUGGGCAUAAAUUUGUUGGCGGAGUUCAAACACCAGGAGUCUUGGUCGUUAAAAAAUAUCUCGUCAAGAGUAAACACCCGAAGCGGAUUGGUGGUGGGACUUUUAAGGUGAGUGCGACAUCUCGUUCAUAUUUAAAGAAUGUUGAAUAUAGAGAAGAAGGAGGGACUCCGGAUGCUGUUGGAGCUGUUCGUUUAGCCCUAGCAUUCAAACUAAAGGCAGCCGUAGGUCAUGAAAUGAUUAUUAGUCUUGAGGAAGAAAUCUCAAGGCUUGUAAUUGAAUUCUUUUCACGUUAUGAAAAUGUGAUUCUUUUGGGGUCACCGAGGGUGACUUCACGACUGGCAGUCUUCAGCUUUUUAAUUCGAGACCCAAAAUCAGGACUCUUUUAUCAUCACAAUUACAUUUCUGCCUUACUGAAUGAUUUAUUUGGCAUUCAGUCCCGUUCUGGUUGUGCUUGCGCAGGACCAUAUGCUCAUCAUUUGCUAGGAAUUAAAGAAGAACUAGCAUUGAAAUAUCAUGCCUGUUUAAUGGAGGACGUAAGAUUAGACAGAGAUCAUUUGCGCAGGCAAAUAGAGUACUCGGAUAAGGAAAUGCUUCGACCAGGUUUUACGCGCAUCUCCAUUCCUUUUUUUGCCUCUGUCAAUUUUGUAUUGGAAGCGAUUGGGUUUGUAGCGGAAAAUGCGAAACGAUUCAUGAUUCAGUAUCACCUGAACUGUGAGACCGCUGAAUGGCAUCAUAUUCGUCAGCGAGUUUUUCGCUCUCGCAAAUGGCUUGGAUUUGUUAAAUUUUCUUCUGACGGUCUGAAAAUGAAGAAAUUUGGAGGGUGUAUAACUGAAGGAGUAUCGUCCAAUAUAAAGGAUUUGAAAGUAUCAGCGGAGCAACUAGCUUUGGAUAACAAAUUUCUCUUCAUUUUUAUUUACAAGGUUGCUGAUGGCCGUAAUGUUUUGGAUGACGAAACAAGAAACCUACGCUGGUUUUUGAUGACUAGUGAGGUCAGUGAAGAAAGGACUGGUAUCAAAGUGCAGUAUUCAAAAGUUCCAUUUGAGCCAAAAAAGUAUGAGUGGUCUGACGGGUUGAAAAGAAAUUAUCCGUCGUGCUCUCCUAAAAUGCUCAUCAAUGACGAUAUCUCGUUUUGCGGAGCUGGGAUAUGCUAUACUUGUGCUGAAUUUCCAGAAAAGGAUUGGAGUAGUGAAGACUGGAAUAAGUGUACUAUCGUAAAACGGCGUGAAAAUUCAAGCAAAGAAGAGAUUCAAAGUGAGCCUUGGGUUCGUCCGCCCACGAAUCUUUACAAAAAAGCAGUUUAUGCCAUACAGUCUUGCAAUAUGAUCCAGGAUGGUGAUCGCAUUCUAGUUUGCCUCUCGGCUUACAAUCCCCGUCCUCUUAUUGAUUAUUGUCGGUCGCUGAACAUUGAUUAUUUUUAUGAGGAACAAGAUAUAAUUGGUGAAGCGGCCAAACUUAAAACUUGCAGGAGUAUAUGCGGUUACUGUAGCAGGAUGAAAAGAGGCCGUUUGACUUCUGCUGCUACGUUACAUGGGUACAAUGUCUUGGCCAUGGGUCAUCAUCUUGACGAUUUGGCCGAAACUUUCUUGAUGUCAGCUUUUCAAAAUGGCAGUAUAAGUACGAUGAAAGCACAGUAUACAGUACGGUAUGAAGCUCCUGUAAAAAUUCUUUACCCGUUAUUGCAUCGGCUGAAACAAAUAUUGGCCUCUUAUGAGUUGAUUUACCCUCACUUAUUUGAUUCACUUCGUUCAGCUCUCCAUCCAUUAAUGAUGGUUGAUGCAGCCCAGACUAGUGGUAUGCGGAAGAUGGCCAUUGAAAACAUAACAAGGACAUAUUUAAAUCGUGAAAACCAGAAAGAUGAAGAUAAAGGGAAAAGUUAA
Molecule: messenger RNA, 2637 nt
Organism: Enterobius vermicularis (human pinworm)
Lineage: Eukaryota; Metazoa; Nematoda; Chromadorea; Rhabditida; Oxyuridae
Source: the annotation of a GenBank genome assembly